Messenger RNA from Lepus europaeus (European hare), 6714 nucleotides. It is a transcript of the gene SPAG17, whose product is annotated as sperm associated antigen 17. The transcript is spliced from 48 exons. The coding region runs from base 1 to 6714 and encodes 2237 amino acids. Gene Ontology annotation, biological process: epithelial cilium movement involved in extracellular fluid movement; axonemal central apparatus assembly. Gene Ontology annotation, cellular component: axonemal central apparatus. Lineage: Eukaryota; Metazoa; Chordata; Mammalia; Lagomorpha; Leporidae. The record is from RefSeq and is a predicted model, not a curated record.
AUGGCACCCAAGAAAGAUAAAGGCGGGACCGUGAGCACCAGUUCUAAGAUAUGGGAACCCUCGCUCAUAGCUGCACAGUUCAAUCAGAACGAUUGGAAAGCCUCCAUUGCUUUUGUGGUUGGGAACCAGAUUGAGGAUGACCUUCUCAUUGAAGCCCUCACCCUCGCUGUACAGGCACCUCAGCGUAAGCUCUUCAGCAUCGUCUCAUGGCAAGACAUUCUCCAGCAGAUCAAUGAAGUAAAUGCGCUUGUCGGAAAUGCUCCAGCUAAAAAGGGGAAAAGAGCUACAAGUGCUAGUGCUCCUUUAUUCUAUGAGGUGUUAAUGGCAGCAAAAACAAUUAUGGAUAAUGGGGAGAAAUUAGCCUUACCACUGAUAGGAAAACUCUUAAAAUUUCAACUGCUCCAGAUUAAAUUCAGAGACCAACUGCGAGGGGACAGCGAAAAGAAGAUAAUGGAAGAUAAACUUAAGCUGGAAAAGGACAAAGGAAAAGCAAAAUCUCCCAAGGAGAAGAAGACCCCAGCUCCCAAGGUUGCUAAAGGAAAGGGAAAGGAUCAGCCUGAGGCCAACACAAUUGUGAAAAAGACCACCCAGUUAAAGCAGAGAGGAGAAGAAGAUGAGACUAAACAUUAUAUUGACGAUGAGCCAGAUGAUGGUGCCCAACAUUACUUUAUAGUUGUGGGCUUCAACAAUCCUCAGCUAUUAGCGAUUAUGACUGAGCUCGGCAUUCCCAUAACCAGCGUGAUUAAAAUAUCUUCGGAGAAUUAUGAACCUCUGCAGACACACCUGGCAGCAGUUAGCCAGCAGCAGGAAGUUUUUCUUCAGCCAGAAGACAUUGAGGCUGAAAUAUUGAAGAAAGAGAAUGACAUAAAAGAACUUGAGACUUUCUGGAAGUACUUGGAACCAAUCCUGAAUAAUGAGAAACCUGAAACAAAUCUCUUUGAUGUUGCUCGACUUGAAUACAUGGUCAAAGCAGCUAACUUUCCUUCUGACUGGUCAGACAACGAGAUGAUGCUGGAAUUGGGCACUGAAAUAUUUGAAAACAUUGCAUGUUUGAUGUAUGACACUCUGGAUUGGAAAAGGCAACACCAACAUUAUUUGGAAAACAUGCAGCUUAUUAAUGUCCCCCAAGUCGUUAAUGAGAAAUCUAUCUUGGAAGUCACACCGAUUCCUGAGGCUGCCCAAUCUGCUGCUCCAGCCCCUGGAAAGAAGAAAGCACAACAUGAAGAACCGCAAGCCCCACCACCAGUGUCUUUUGCCAUCACAACUGAAGUAGACAUGAGAUAUUACAAUGAUUUGCUGAAUCCAGUUCCAGAGGAAUUCAUUUCUGUGCCCCUGAUACUGCAUUGUAUACUAGAACAGGUUGUGGCAACUGAAAAAGAUCUUGCACCUCCAAGUCUGGUGGAGCCACGCCCCAGAGAAGAUGGAUUAGAUCACAGAAUUGCAGCUCACAUCGUGUCCAUUCUGCCCUCACUCUGCCUCUCGGAGAGGGAGAAAAAGAACCUCCAUGAAGUAUUCUUACCUGGGAAAGAGAAUGGCAAAGCAGUGUCCACAGGCCCCCUCCUGGUGAACUAUCAUGAUGUACAUGCCCACAGGAAGUACGCACUGAAGGACCAAAAGAAUUUUGACCCAGUUCAAAUUGAGCAGGAGAUGCAGUCCAAGUUACCACUGUGGGAAUUCCUUCAGUUCCCUCUGCCCCCACCUUGGAACAACACAAAACGUCUAGCCACCAUCCAUGAGCUUAUGCACUUUUGCACAAGUGAAGUCUUGAGCUGGAACGAAGUAGAACGGGCCUUCAAGGUGUUUACUUUUGAGAGCCUGAAGCUCUCUGAGGUUGAUGAAGCAGGGAAACUAAAGCCUUCUGGGAUGAUGUAUGGCACAGAUCCUGAGAUGUUCAACAUACCAUGGGACAACCCCGCCAGGUUUGCUAAACAGAUAAGGCAGCAGUACAUCAUGAAAAUGAACAUCCAAGAAGCCCAACAACAAACAGAUAUUGAAAUCAAAGACAGAAUAAUAUUUAUGAAUCAGAAUUGGUCAAUGUAUGUACAACAAGAUGAGAAUAAUAGAGACCCUACAGAUCCUACUCAGCCUGAUACUGAUAGUAUGAAGUAUUAUGACUUCAAUAAUAUGAAAUCCUUAGACUCUGAAAAUAGAGAACUAUCAGAUCAGGAGACCAGCAUGAAGCCCCCUCCCCAACGUGAAUCUGUGGAGCAGACCAUGAACAAUGAGAUCAAAGAUGAAGCAGUCACAACGGCUGAUUCUCUUGAAAAGAAACCCAAGAAGCUGAUGGUGGAAGCAGAUUUAGAGGACAUAAGGAAAACGCAGCAGCGCAGUCUAAUGGACUGGAGUUUCACGGAACAUUUUAAACCAAAAGUACUGCUCCAGGUUCUUCAAGAAGCCCAUCAACAAUAUAAAUGUGUUGAUUCUUAUUACCACACCCAAGACAACACUUUACUUUUAGUAUUUCAUAAUCCAAUGAAUGCACAACGCCUGCAUUGUGAAUAUUGGAAUGUUAUUCUUCACUCCAAUGUUGGAUUCAGGAAUUAUUUGGAACUUGUUGCAAAAUCUAUUCAAGAGUGGGUCACAGAACAAGAAGCUAUAUACCAGGAAUCUAAAAUGGCUGAUGAAAUCACUAGGACCAAGGCUGAGUUGGAAUUGAAAAGUUCGACUAGCACCAAAAUCUUUGCUCUCCCCAGCAAAAUUUUUAGCCUUAAAAAAUCCAAAAGUAAUAAAGGAAUCAGCAAAACAGAAAUAUCAGAUCAAGAAAAAGAAAAGGAAAAGGAAAGAGAGAAGGAAAAGAAUCCUUUCAUUUUAGAAGGCUCUCUUAAGGCAUGGAAAGAAGAACAGGAGCGCUUAGCAGAAGAGGAACGCAUGAAGGAAGAGAAGAAGGCAGAAAAGAAGAAUAAAGACAUUGGUAAAAAGCAAGGCAAGGAAAAAGUUGAGAGAGAAGAUAGUAGGGCUUUGAAGAAAAAAUAUUCUUUCAAGGAUAAAGUCAAAGAGGUCCCAGAAGUCACAGAGGAGCCUGUCCAGCAACCAGAGCCUGAGAAAGUUUACGCGUUUCAAGGAUACAAUAUGGGAGAAAAACCUGUCCAAAUCUCAGGGACAAAUUACUACCUGUAUCCUUCUGAUGGAGGGCAGAUUGAAGUAGAAAAGACAGCAUUUGUAAAAGGCUCAACUUUUAUCAAAGCGAAAGUGAAAAAGGACAAGCACAGUUUUAUAAUUCAUUUAAAAGACCCUAGGGAAAUUGUGAAAAAGGAGGAAAAGGAUUAUCCUUCAGAAGAGAAGAAUGAAGAAGAAGAAGUGGAAGAAGAAGAAGAAGAAGAAGAAGAAGAAACGGAAGAAGAGAAACAACAAAAUCUUAAAACAAAAGUUUUACAUGCAAAAAAUACACCUGUCAGCAAAUUUGGAUCUUUCUCUGCCACUUUAGAGAAUGGAAUCUGCCUCUCAAUAAGCUACUACGGAGCCAGUGGGAUGGCGCCAGAGGACAAGGAUCCUAAUUUGGAAACAAUGUUGAAUAUCCCUUCAAUACAUAUUCCAACAGUAAUUCCUGUUACAGUAACUGUUCCUCAAGGCAAAGCAAAGGGGAAAAUAAAAGGCAAAGAAAAACCCAAAGACUCUCUUAAAGAAGAGGAACACCCAAAAGAAGAGGAGAAAAAGGAAGAAGUAGAACAAGAAACAGUUUUACCGGAGAGUACCUAUGUUCCCACCUUCCAAAACCUAAAUGUGUCUUGCCCCAAUGGGCUCCUGUUGACCUUCAUUGGGCAGGAGUUUACAGGUCAACAUGUUGUGGAUGAGGAGCCCACCUGGGAAAUCAUGGUGCGUCAGAGCUACCCCCAGAGGGUGAAGCACUAUGAGUUCUAUAAAACGGCGAUGCUACCCAUGGUGCAGGAGGCAUCGAGGGUCAUCACCUGUCAAGGCACAGUCAUCAAGUAUAUGUUGGAUGGAUCCACGCAGAUUCUCUUUGCAGACGGCGCUGUGAGCAGUAGUCCCAAUUCCGGCCCUGUUCAUCCUCCUCCGGAAAUGUCACCGAGCCCUCAUGAUGGAGAUUUAAUCGACUCAGCUUCUCAGCAAAAAUCAGAAACAGCUCCAUCUGAGAUUGCCAUCACAAAGAAAGGAAAAGGUCACAAAAAUCAGUCAAUGGGACAUAAGAAUGAAAUCCACGAACCACCACCAGAGAUCAUUCAAACAGCAACUCCUGUGGAGGUUCACAUAGGCACCUGGUUUACAACCACACCCCAUGGAAAUCGGAUUGGCACCAAAGGAAAAGAAAGAAUAGCAGACUUGGCCCCGUUUUUAUCCUUUCAAGUUACAGAUCCUGUCAGUGGAACGGUUAUGACCACCCGAGAAGACAAAGUAGUUAUCGUUGAGAAGAAAGAUGGGACUCGGAUAGUGGAUCAUGCUGAUGGGACCAGGAUCACAACCUUCUAUCAAGUUUAUGAAGAUCAUGUAAUUCCUCCAGAUGACCAAGAAACAACCGAAGAUCCUCAGACAGUCACCAGACAGGUGAAGUGUAUGCGGAUCGAAAGCUCACACUACGCCACCGUCAUCACCAACUGUGAGGACAGCAGCUGCUGCGUCACCUUUGGGGACGGAACGUCUAUUAUCGCAAAGCCACAGGGAACGUACCAGGUACUACCUACAAAUGCAGGCUGUCUUUAUAUCGACAGGGACUGUUCAGCCACAUACUGCCACGAGUCAGGCAAUGACGUGUACCAUCCUUUCCAAAAGCGUGAGCAUCUGCGAGCCAGCAGGUACAUCAUGAAGCACACAUCAGAAGUUAUCUGUGAGGUCCUCGACCCGGAGGGGAACACCUUUCAGGUCAUGGCCGAUGGUACCGCAUCAACAAGCUUAUCUGAAAAAAAACCGGAAGACGACUCAAAUGUGAAAAUGGAAGGCUAUGAUAGUUUAACAUCUGCCCACCUUCAAAAGAAUUAUCUACAAAUCUAUGGUGAACAUGUUCCCAGGUUUUUUGUUAUCUAUGCUGAUGGAUCAGGGAUGGAACUUCUUCGUGACAGUGACAUAGAAGAAUACUUAUCCCUGGCCUAUGGAGAAUCGAAUACUGUUGUUCUGCAGGAGCGGGUACAUGAACAGCCAGGUGCCCUGAGUAUCACAGUCCUUCGCCCUUUCUAUGAAGCAUCACCAUGGCUGAUGAAGAAAGAAUUAGAUACAAUUGUUCCUCCUAAUCUCCAGUCAAGGUCUUGGGAGACAUUUCCUGCAGUUGAGAAAAAAACUCCAGGACCUCCAUUUGGCACUCACAUUUGGAAGGGCCUUAACAUUGGAUGCAAACAACUAAUGUGUGCCCCAGCCCCUAUCCUCAAAGGACCCAAUGUGCUACAGAUACGUCAGUUCACCCAGCAUGAGGUUAUAAAGCCUGAAGUGAAACUGGAGCUUCAGAUUUCCCUUAAGGAAUAUAUAAACCACAUCCUAAAGAAAGAAGAUGAGCUACAGGAAAUGGCAGUUAAAGACUCCAGAAUGGAGGAGGAAAGAGGCAACGCUGCAGAUCUCCUCAAGUUAGUUAUGUCUUUCCCCAAAAUGGAAGAAACUACAGAAAGUCAUGCUAAUGAAGUUGCAGCCCACCUAACAGAUUUAUUCAAGCAAUGUUUGGCUGCUACUCCAGAAUUUCCAGCAGAAACAUUUGGGAAAGAUUUCUUUGAGAAGAAAUGGAGGUACACAGAAGCAGCAAAGCACUGGAAAGAAAAGAUAGACCAAAAGAGGCAAGAAAUUGAGAAAACACAGAAUUAUCUAACAGAAAUUAAGAGCCUACAAGCACCACCCUAUUUCAAGUCUGAAUUAAAUGAAUUUUAUCAGUCUCAGUGUGAUUACCUGGAUAACCUUUCCAAAAAGCUGCCUCCUUUUACAAAGAAAGAUGAAGAUGAAAACAAUACAGCCGUUGAAGAUACCACAGAUUCUCAGCCAGAUACCAGUCCACAUCCGGCUUCAGAACAAGAAUCCUCAAAUACGCCUACUCUUCCAAAGCCAGAGAUUUCUGUGGAUAUCCAGGAGGCUGCUAAUGAGAGCCAAACUGAAAUUUUAACAAAAUCUGCCGAAGAACAAGAAUCUUAUGCGCCUGUGAAAAUCCCAACCCAGUCAUUGCUACAGGACGUCACGGGACAAGCCAGGAAAGAACAAGUGAGGCUACCUCAUUAUUUGCAGAGUUCCAAGCCCAGGUCUCAACCCCUGGAAAAGGUACAAGAUUCUGUUGGAGGAAAAGUGAACACAUCUUCUGUUGCGGCGGCUGCCAUCAAUAAUGCAAAGUCAACCCCCUUUGGGUUCCAUCUUCUCCCAUCAUCAGUGAAGUUCGGGGUGCUUAAAGAAGGAAACACCUAUGCCACCACCGUAAAGCUCAAGAACGUGGGUGUGGACUUCUGCAGGUUUAAAGUGAAGCAGCCCCCACCCAGCACUGGGCUGAAAGUGACUUACAAACCUGGGCCUGUGGCAGCUGGUUUGCAGACAGAACUGAAGGUGGAGUUAUUUGCCAUGGUUGCUGGAGAGGACGGCACCAAGGGCUCAACACACAUCUCUCACAAUAUUGAGAUCAUGACUGAGCAUGAUGUUCUGUUCUUACCUGUGGAGGCAACAGUAUUAACAAGCAGCAAUUACAAUAAGCGACCAAAAGAUUUUCCUCAGGGAAAAGAAAAUCCCAUGGUCCACAGGACUUGUACGGUUUCUUCCUCUACACUUGGAGUCUUAAUGUCUCGUAAAGUUUCUCCACAUUAG